AUGCUCCUGCCAGACGCCACAUUUAAACGACCACGACGGCUCAGUGACGCCCUCUCUAACGAUCACGAAUACGCCCCGCUUCGAAAGAGGCCUAGGCUCUUGACGGAGACUCUCCGAGACCAAGACCGAAUCGUAACUCGCCCCGAGAGUGUGCUUGGACUCGCGGCCAAGUCGCGCGGCAGAAACCAUGCGAUGAACAAGCUACUCGACAAGUCUACGUCACAUGGCCUCCCCUCGGGUCCGCAUCCGCGAGCCGUAAUAUCAAGCCCAGCAAUCCAGCUUCUGCACCGCAAUCGUGCGACCUCGUCGACGGUCACUGCCUCUUCUAAACGGAGGCAGAUAGUCGUGCGUGGUCAAGGCACGCGAGCACGAUUGGACCAGGAGGAUAAAGUCGACAGGCGACUGAGGUCUCGUCGCAGCGAUAUCGACAUGGGUGGGAUGGACGAUACUGAUACGAUCGCUUCGACCCGGGUAUUUCGUCCUACGGUAUUGUCAUCAAACAUGCGCGAGAGCGGCUCGCCAGCCUCUCCACCAGCUACCGACGCACUUGCUCAGUCUCGUCACGGGUAUAUAGGCGCAUCCGGGGCUUCUAUUGGACUCAGUUAUCCAUCUCCGUAUCAGGGGAGGCAGAACAAUCACACCGACGCCUUCCAACGGUUCAAGGGGCCUGCCUCGAAAACUAGCCACUCUAUAGAUGACGGCACACCGGCGAUUAUACAGCAGCAACCUCCCCUCCUCGAUCAUGAUUCCACGUCGAAUCAGGAAAAAAGGUGCCUCCCGCAAUUGCGGCUAUUGGCCUCGGAUAGAGCAGCGUUCAAGACUCAGUCGGUCGAUGUAACCCGUUCAAAAUUUUCUUCAUCAAACCUCGAAAACGGCAUAUCUUUAGCAAGUCCACGCCCGACCGCACCCCAACCUGAUUCAUCGCACGACGCUCAUUUGCUUUCGGUCAAUGUUCCGCGACGUUCCAUCUCACCGCCCCCACAAAAGAAGCACAAUGGGACAUUUAUGCGCGCCGGGCAGGCACUUCACGUGUUCAAAAAUGCAGCAGGAACCACAGAACUUCGGAGUGACGUUUCGAGAGAGGAUGCAACCAAGCCAGACCAUUCACGUCGCGAAACGAAUGAAAUGGUCGAAUCAGAGUCACCCCCAAAGCCGUGGCCACCUGCGAUGUUGCCUCGACAGCCAGCCAGGGGUCCCACCAGCAGCAGAUGA
Messenger RNA from Serendipita indica DSM 11827, 1212 nucleotides. Lineage: Eukaryota; Fungi; Basidiomycota; Agaricomycetes; Sebacinales; Serendipitaceae. The record is from the annotation of a GenBank genome assembly.